This is a messenger RNA of Diatraea saccharalis (sugarcane borer), 831 nucleotides long. The record is from the annotation of a GenBank genome assembly. Lineage: Eukaryota; Metazoa; Arthropoda; Insecta; Lepidoptera; Crambidae.
AUGAAACAAAAACAAGACAAUGACUUGCGGGAAAACACCACAAUGCGCAGGCGGGAGACGCGCCGACAGAUCGACACCCACACUGGGCGCCUGCGCAGAUCCGCAAUGGGUGCGCAAGAAGUGCUGGUUUUGGCGAUAAGCAUCAUAGGCACCAUGGCGUUUAUCCCCCAUGGUUCUAUUGGGGAAAAGGACCACAUCCUAACAGAAGCUUUGCUUCGUGAGGUAGUAGAACGUAUGGGCAAAGAAUUCAAUGACGCCGCAUCGAGCUACCUGGACUUCCCGUCUAGUGAUCGCCAUCUAGCUCUUAUGGCACGAGCCAGUAAAGACCUGGAGAACGAACAGCUGGACUACGACUCACUAAUUGACGGGAACCCUAAUCCAAGUCUACGUGAUCAAGAAUAUCUGCAGCACAGCUCUUUAUGGGGACACCAGUAUGUAACUGGAGGUGCAGGUGAAGGGGAACAACGCCUGCAGCCUUCAGGGGUGGUGCCCAAUCGUCACAUGGUGAAAACAGACGCAGUUCUGCCUGCGUACUGCAACCCGCCCAAUCCUUGCCCUGUUGGUUAUACCGAAGAUCAAGGCUGCAUCAGUGAAUUCGAGAACACAGCCGCGUUCAGCCGUGAGUACCAGCUGUCGCAGCGGUGCAUGUGUGACGGUGAGCAUAUGUUCAGCUGUCCGCCAGAGUCACCGUCAGAGCUAGAUAUGAGGUUCCCAGAUCACCACAAGAAUCUCGUUGCCAAGAAGUACAAGCCUGAUGUAGAAAAUCCUUAUUUGACGGGUGAAAGGCUCCCCAUAGCGGCAAAAAAGGGGUUCGACGUUAACGUCUACUAA